This is a messenger RNA of Anopheles merus, 2991 nucleotides long. RefSeq lists its product as uncharacterized. NCBI's taxonomy places the organism in Eukaryota, Metazoa, Arthropoda, Insecta, Diptera, Culicidae. The record is from RefSeq and is a predicted model, not a curated record. Bases 2280 to 2801 code for a protein of 173 amino acids. The transcript has 3 exons.
CACAAUGAUGAUCCUCGCCGUUCCUGAAUGAAACGGGGCCCGACCAGUCCCGUCCAGUCUCGGGUAAACAAACAAUCGCAUCGGCAGUAGUGCCAGCAGCAUCGGCAGCAUCGGCAGCAUCGGCAGCAGCAGCAGCAGCAGCAGCAUAUUAGCCGCCAGGCAGUACGGCGUAUCCGCGUGAGUGGCGGUUUGGUGUGUGUGGUGGCCACGGGAUAAUCGGUCAGUGGAAGACAACUGGUUAACAAUAUUUACAAUUUAAGUUUUUAAUAUUAAAACAGAUAUAUUGGCUCUCCGAUGGUUUAUGCCAACGGCGUGUGAGAUAGCCGCUCCGGAUGCUGGAUUUGGUGAUGCCAACAGCGUGCUCGUCGUAGCAGGCGGUUUGAAUUUGAAUGUUUGUGUGUUGGUAAGGCCGUGUCACAGGCAGGCUGGAAGUAAAGGGCAGCAGUAAGCCAUGAAGCAGUUGUGCGCGGUGAUUUGUGUUGGUAAAAUGCACUUCCAAUUUAAGUGCUGCUUCUAAUGGUUCCAUAGUUCCAGCUGCUCCCUCCACAAGUGCAUUUCUGUGUGAGUUUGUGCGUGUGUGAAUAAGCGUGUUUGUAUCGCUGUGUACUGGUUCAAGGCCAACAACCUCCCGGUCAAGGGGGGGUCUGGGGAGAGUCCCGAGGUAAAAGUGGUGAUAAAAGCGCCAAACCGCGAACCACUUUGCGUGUGCGUCGUGUCGCUGUAGGAGGAAACCCGGUGGUGGCAACAAAUUUAUCUUGCAAGAAAAGUGGAAAAUAGAAAGAGAGUGGAUAAUUAAAUACAACAUAAUGAACUUCUUGAAGCGGUUCCAUCCGUGCUGGCCGGCGGUGCACUCCGUCUGCUAAAGUUUCCCUGGUGCCGUCCCUGGACGGACGGGCCGUGGCCUAAACCUGCGUUUCACAAACACACUAACCUGAAAGGCAUCCGAGUGUGUGUGUGUGUGUUUGUUGGGAGUGUUUCCUGGCAGUCUUCCCCCCUCCACCUCACCUCCCCUCCCUUUAUUUUGUGCAUCCCAUCGGCGAGGUACGGUGUUGUGUUUCGCGCCCAAUAGUGGGCCGUUAGUGUGUGUGUGUGUUGGGGAAAAUUUAUGUACCACAAACACCAUCCGGCCAUCCCAUCCCUAGGCACGGUUAAAGCACUCUUCUGAAAGCCAGAGUGCAUCAACAACAACAACAACAGCAGCAGCGGUGUCAGUGUGUCGUGUCAGUGUCUGUGUGUGUGUGUAGUUUGUGAAGGAUCCUGAAGGAGUUUGCUCUAUCUUGUUAGUGAAAUUGUUUCAAAUUCCGUGUUGAAAGUUGCACCCUUCAACUACAGAAGCGAAAAGCGAGCAGGGUGAGUGCAUUUCAUACGAAUUUCCACCCACCACUUGUGCUUUGUGUGCGUGUGUGUGUGGGCUUUAGUGUGUAUGUGAGAGUGAAAUUCUCAGAAGAAAGCAAAGUUCGCCAUUCGAGGCUUGAAACUUGUUGAUUAAUUUCACCGGUCGCAAAGCGCUUGGCGCUUUUAAAACAGGAAAUGAAUCUACAGCCAUUCGCCUGGCGGGUGCACACUCUUGUUUGGUGUCGAUCUGUGCUCAGUGCAUGCUACGAUUAAGUGAGUGUGUCGAGCCAAGCAGUAGGGCAGCAAACUGGUGCGAUCUAAGCCCAUAACACUCGUAACACUUCGUAACGGUGGCAGCCACAGAGUGAAUGCACGGGAGAAGCAGAUUAACACACAUCGUUCCCUCAUCCUGGACCUGGAGUGCAGUUGCAAGACGCAGCCAGCACACCUGUAUUGAAGUCACGAAAAGUACAACGACAACAAAUUGACACGGUUUGCUGAAUUCGUUCCUCUCACCCAGAGCGGUUUGUUUGGAUCAAUUGAGACCCGCAUUUCGAUUGACGACAGCAACUGAACCACCCCAUAAAGCCUUGACCCAAAGAAAGGUUUCCACAUACGCACCCCGACGCUUUGGUAGAUGUAGAUCGAGCCUUGGAAUUUCCCUCGUCUCGUGCUGCUGAGGCAGGUCGGAAGUGAACGAUACGGGCGUUGCUUGACAAAAGAGUAGCAGGUUUUCUCGCCAAGCCAUCCCAUCGCCAGUAGCAACGCGUCGAUCAUAGAGGGCAUACGGUGUUGCGCCACAGCUAGAAAAUAGUCUGCACUAGUGUCGUGUUGAGCGAGAUCCAUCCAUUGAGAGCCGUCACCCUGAAACGAGGCACCGGUGCAUGGGACGAUAAGAACCGUUCGCUUGCACACCGACCCGAAACCCGAUGAAAUGAGCCGCUAUGUGGACCUACAUGAUGGCAGCGGCCCGAGGUGACCGGGCAAUGUCAUCGAUAUCGUCACGUCAUCAGAGCAAUCGGAAUGAGUUUGACUCGCCAAGCAUUUACCACUUCAAUCGAGUGCAACGACCACUGUACAACACGACGCACCGGGCACCACAGCUCUCCAAUGGACCGGUCAGCAUUAGUACGACUCCGUUCGGGAGCAACACGAUCUACCAGAGCUACAUGCCGCAGACCGCUUCGCUCGACAGCUUCAACAGUGGGGCCACGAAUCCCAGCUUCUCGACCACGGGUGGCACACCGCCGCCGCCGCCGAUCGGUGGAUCCGGCCGUGUUGCGCCGGCCACCGGAAGCGGCACCACACCAACGGCCGGGCGGCGACAGCAGGCCGCAGCAGCGUUACCCUUCACGACCCGCAACCGGCCUGAGGUAGCUACGGAGCUGCCGGUCACGCCGAAGAACAACCAUCUAAGCCAAGCUGUGAUAGAGAGCGAGCGGGGCGAUGUUCAGGUAGGUGAAUGAGUGUGCACGGGAAAGUGAAUCGUUAGUGAAUAUAGCAAAGUUAUGACUUGGCUAUGAGUUUGGGAAUCAACGUGAAAAAAGCAAUGGAAAUGGUGAAAAGCUCUGCAAUUAAAAGGAGAAGGUGUAUAAAUUAUGUGUGUGGCCAUGACUACUUCUUCUAGUUAAUGUUUGAAAGUGAUGUUGUUAGUAA